Molecule: messenger RNA, 423 nt
Organism: Protopolystoma xenopodis
Lineage: Eukaryota; Metazoa; Platyhelminthes; Monogenea; Polystomatidea; Polystomatidae
Source: the annotation of a GenBank genome assembly
AUGGAGGUUAAGUGUAGCGGGCCAGGUGGACUGUGCUUCACACACACACACACACACACACGAGCACUUUGCGUACAGCCCCACCUGCGCAGUACAGACUGGCUUACAAUGCACCGUGCGCCCGGGUGCUCGGAGUGGAGAUCGAUCCUCGCGUCUCUGAUUCGCCUGGCCGAGUCAGAGUAUCUCUCCUCGAUGGUGUUCAGACAAGGUCGGUUUGAGCCAAUCAUGCCUUUGAUAGUGGAACUGCCCGAGGAUUUAGGCACCGGCGCACUUUUGUCGUGCUGGCCUCCACCUUUCGGGUCGAUCUUUUCAAACGGGCUGAUUGAGUCCCCUCGGCCCUAUCUGCUUGGGCCACUUUUGGCGAGCUUUGGAGGCCUUUUUGGACACAAGACUGGUAAAAUGCAACUUUCAGACCUUUAUUAG